AUGUCGAACAGUCAACCCAAGCGUCCUGCACAGCAGAAAAUUGAUGGAUUUUUUGCAAAGCGAACUUGUGUUGCGGACUGUGAUGACUCCUCUGAGAAGUCUGACAGUCACCCCAUCGUCUGUAGUAUUCAUGACGUUUCCGGAGAAGUCCCAGUCAAGUCUGCUGUUUCCGAACCUCAAGUUGAAUCUGAGUACUAUGCUGACUCAAUGUUCAAGCUUAAAGAGUUCACAUCCAUUUCAGCCAAUCUUCAGCAACGUAUUGAUGCAACGAUCAGUCAAAGAUCACAAGAGCGGACAGAGUUUGUCCCUUCGGGUCAUCGUGAUAAUCUUACUAGUGAUGGUGAUCCGCAAAGCAACUUUCACGCCCUCAUUCGCUUUUUGCUGUGGCAUCAGAAUCAGCUGAUGUUGUGUAUGGGUGAUGAGCUGAUUGCAACCAUUGUGAGAGAAAUCAAGAAAUCGCAUUUCUAUGGCAUACAGGCAGAUGAGGUCACGGAUGUAAGCGGACGAGAGCAGCUUGGCAUUUCAGUUCGAUAUGAAAAGGAGACGUACGACGGUGCAGGAUCAAUGAGUGGUCAUCUAAACGGAUGCCAAGUUAUAUUCAGAGAAGUUGUUCCUGAGGCACGAUACUUUCAUUGUGCAAGUCAUCAGUUAAAUCUCGCUCUUACUAAGGCUUGUGCGGUUAAUCUGUUCAAUAGACAGCGCUGCCUAGAAACUUGCACUGCCGUGCUUAACCUAGACCGAAAGCAGAAGGGGAAAUUGGAGAUAUGUAGCCUGACGUUAAAGUUGUUGUCUGCAACACGUUGGGUUGAGCGUCAUAUCGCCAUUUCUGAUUUCAUCAAGAUAUACGAGGCCACCAUUUACUGCCUUGAGGUAAUCUGUGGCCAAAGUCCAGUUCCAUCCAUUGAUCAGCAGUCAGAAGCUCGCAUGGCCCACCCAGAAGAAAUCAAUACGUUUGACGCUAAGUCCGUGAUGGAGGCAAAUGGUCUGCUACGAGCCCUGUCAUCGGACAAGUUCAUUGUCACUCUUCAUUGCAAUGCGUUUGUUUCUGGCUACUUGAAGGGCCUCAGUGUUCUUCUACAAGGGUCUCACUUGGAUAUCCUCGAGGCCUACUUAGAGAUUUCCAACACUGUUCAGCUCUUCCAAGAGCACAGGGAAAAGGCUGUGGACACAUUUCGCAACAUAUACGACUCCAUCUGCUUGAUGACUAGUCUGUUUGGAAGAGACACGUCAGAAAUUCCUCGUUUGGCGGCACGUCAAACUCUUCGAAGCAAUCUUCCUGUAUCAAGUCCCGAUUCAUAUUGGCGGGCAUCUGUAUUCAUACCCUCUAUAGAUUCUUUGAUUUCAGAGUUGUGUAGUCGGUUCACUAGUCUCUCUGAAAAGGCCGUUCAAGCCCUUCUCCUUCUCCCUGCCAACAUGAGAAAUUUAAAAGAGGAGAACAUCAUCAACAUCUUUAGUGCUUAUGAGUCAGACCUACCCGAUGCUUCAUCCUACUCAGCUGAGAUCAACCGAUGGCGCAAGAAGUGGGACAAUGCGUUCCAGACACGUGAGACUCUCCCAGUUACUUUGAAGGAGACAAUGGAGGCGACAAAUUCCUUGCUGUAUCCAAAUAUAGCGCGAAUUCUACACCUUCUUGUCGUCAUUCCUGUCACAUCAGCUAAUGUCGAACGCGCUAACUCAGCACUCAAGUUAAUCAAAACGAAUCUACGAAGCACAAUGUCACAGGCCCGUCUGAAUGCUCUGAUCAAUGCAUUUGUACAUUAG
This is a messenger RNA of Corticium candelabrum, 1761 nucleotides long. RefSeq names its product 52 kDa repressor of the inhibitor of the protein kinase-like. The record is from RefSeq and is a predicted model, not a curated record. Gene Ontology annotation, molecular function: protein dimerization activity. Bases 1 to 1761 code for a protein of 586 amino acids. NCBI's taxonomy places the organism in Eukaryota, Metazoa, Porifera, Homoscleromorpha, Homosclerophorida, Plakinidae. The transcript is spliced from 7 exons.